Dovyalis caffra is the source of this 432-nucleotide messenger RNA. Lineage: Eukaryota; Viridiplantae; Streptophyta; Magnoliopsida; Malpighiales; Salicaceae. The record is from the annotation of a GenBank genome assembly.
AUGCUUGACUGGUGGAGUUCGGAUGGGCAGAUGCAGUGGUUGAUGGUGUUUGAGUUGGUGAAGAUGUGCUGGAGUGUUGAUGGCAGGAGCUUAACUGAGGUGGAAAUUAGGAAGUCAUCGGAGCUAAUGGGUUACUGGAGACAAAAGGACAGUUGUAGGAUUUUGUCUAGAGGUGGCAAGAGCUUGUCCCUCUGGUUGCGGGAGCUUUUCGGGCUGCAGGAGGAGAUUUGUGCCUCUGGUUGCAGGAGCUCUGUUGCAGUGGACAUGGAUGUAAGGUUGACAUACUUUGAUGCGGGUGGUUUGGGAUUUGUCCAAGAAGUGAUCCAAAAUGGCGUCAAAGUUGGGCUAAUGAGAUCAUCACCUAUGUGCUUCAAAUAUCCUCCUCCUGUGGGACCCAUUAUUUCGAAGAUAUCAUCUGGGAAAUUCACAUAA